Molecule: messenger RNA, 4215 nt
Organism: Dothidotthia symphoricarpi CBS 119687
Lineage: Eukaryota; Fungi; Ascomycota; Dothideomycetes; Pleosporales; Dothidotthiaceae
Product: dicer-like protein 2
Exons: 6
Biological process (GO): siRNA processing
Cellular component (GO): cytoplasm; nucleus; RISC complex
Molecular function (GO): RNA binding; ATP binding; ribonuclease III activity
Source: RefSeq, a predicted model, not a curated record
AACGAUGAACUUUUCCAGCUUCGCUCGUAUCAGGCUGAGAUGGUGGAGGAGAGCCUCAAAGCAAACAUCAUUGUUGCUAUGGACACCGGCAGUGGAAAAACGCACAUCGCGAUCGAGCGAACAAGGUUGGAACUAGAAACUUGCCAGCCUGACAAGCUUGUCUGGUUUCUCGCGCCAACAGUCCCGCUAUGCGAACAGCAAUAUCAAGUUUUCAAGUCCAAUCUUCCUGGUUACGGCGUUCAAGUCCUGAGCGGAAACGACGGCGUCGAUCAUUGGACCGAACAGAGUGUCUGGGAUGCGGUGUUGCAUAACGUCCGCAUUGUGUUGUCUACGCAUCAAGUGCUCUUAGAUGCACUCACUCAUGCGUUCGUCAAAAUGAACAGGCUAGCUUUGCUGAUAUUCGAUGAAGCACAUCAUUGCACACUGAAGCAUCCUGCUCAUCGGAUCAUGUCCGAUUUCUACAUGCCGCGUAUUCAGAAUAGAAGCUAUUCACUUCCGAGGAUUCUUGGGUUGACAGCCAGCCCGAUUAUGAGAGCGAAAGCAACUGAACUUGAUCUCGAACAGAUUGAGCGCAAUCUGCACGCUACAAUCAAGACUCCAAAGAGGCAUCGCCCGGAAUUGUUGCGAUUCUCUCACCAGCCGGAGCUCAUCAGGACUCUGUACCCGGCCGAGUUUUCAAAAUACGCAAACUCUCCUUUGAUAACGGCGAUUGAAAAUAUGUUUGUGAACUACGACAUUUCACAAGACCCGUACGUGUUAAGUCUACGGAAGCAAGAAGACUACAAAGGCUUGCAGGAUAUUUACAUCAGUCGCAAGACCUACUGUUUAGAGCAGCUGAAGCACCUUGUACUCAAAGCAAAAGUCACGUCAGACGAGCUCGGAUUGUCGGCCAUGGAAUGGUACCUCCAACAAUGCGUAACACAGUUCGAGAAGAUGACCCACAACUCACAUCAGCUGCUGAUCGACUGGUCUGUGGACGAGAAGCUACACCUUCUGAAGCUCUUGCUGCAGCUACCCUUUCCCAAAGACACGUCAUUUCCCCGUAUAUCUCUGGAAUACCUCUCCCAAAAGGUAGAGACACUCAUAAACCUUUUGGUCGUCGAAGUGCAAGACAACCCUGAGUUCACAGGUCUGAUAUUCGUCGAGCAGCGUAUUUGGGUAGCCAUCCUUGCUGAGAUUAUCUCCUUACACCCUCGUACGAAAGACUUGUUUCGUGUAGGCACAUUUGUUGGAACAUCACAAAACAGCAAGCGCAAGACGAAUAUCGCUGCCUUCGCCGAACCUCGCAACCAACAAACAACACUUGACGAUUUUCGGGUGGGUAAAACGAACUUGAUCUUGGCCACGACCGUUCUCGAGGAAGGUAUCGACGUUUCCAGUUGCCACCUCGUCAUCUGCUUCGAAAGCCCCAAGAAUUUGAAGAGUUUUGUGCAGCGGCGCGGAAGAGCCAGGAAGCAAAAAUCUAAGUAUUUCAUAUUUGUUCCUGAUACAGGAGGUAUCAAAUCUCCAGAGUCAUGGCAGUCACUCGAAGAAGAGAUGAAGAGAGCAUAUCUUGAUGACAUGCGACAGAUCAAAUUGGCGGAAGAGAGAGAACUUGAGGACGAGAAAGGAGAGCGGGUGUUUGAGGUACCCAGUACUGGCGCUCGGAUGACACUUGAUUACGCCUUGCAACAUCUCUACCACUUCUGCAACCUCCUCGGAUCUGGUCCAUACCAGGACCCACGUCCUCAGUUCGAGAUAAUCGAUGUAGAACCAGGCAGAUUUGCCGCGAAAGUCACACUCCCCGUCUCGGUAGAUCCUGCGGUUAGAUACGCCACUAGCGUGGGGACUUGGAGGACGCAGAAGAUGGCAAGAAAAGACGCCGCUUUUGUAGCUUACAAAGCUUUGCACACGGCUGGACUGGUGAAUGAUCAUCUUCUUCCUUUGAGACAAGAAACGAUUGAUCAGGCAGCGGAGUUUCAGAUUCCUGAUCACACGCCCUCUCUAGUACAAGUAUCACCGCCCUUUGAUCCUUGGCUGUUUGUUGCAAUGUAUCAGGCAGACAACCCUCAUGUGUACCACCGUACCUUGCUCCAGGUAAAGACACCUGGAGAGGAACCGCUUUACAUGGAACUUCUCACCCCGAUUGCUUUGCCCAACGUUGGAGAGCUCAUACUGCAUUGGAACAAGACGACGCAGUAUACGGUACAAAGCUCAUGGUUGCAAAAAGCAAUCUUGACCGACGAGCAGAUCGAGACUAUGCGUUUGAUUACUCGGAGAAUCUUGCUUUCUGCGUUCUCGGGUAAAAUGCAAGAAGAAAGGUCCGACUUCCUUUGGCUGCUCGCUCCCUGCGACUCAUCUGGCCAGCCCUUCAACAUUGAUCAGCUCUCAAAAUGGAUUCUAUUCACCCAGGGAUGUCGACCAGCGUCGGAGAUGAUCGCGCGAGGACUUCCUCCAAAGUUUUGGGGUUUGAUCUCAAGGCCGGGGGACCAACGGAUGUAUACUCUCCACAACAUAAGUAGCGACAGCACGGCCACUUCUUCAUCAGAUAUGGAAGAGACUCGCUUGGUAAUGGUCCGGGCUCCGAAACGACGCGAUUUUUUACAUCGCUUUGAGGAGGCUAACAACAUAAACGACGCGUACACCAGGCUUGAGAGUUUCGGUGUCUCAGAGUGUAUAGUGGAUAAUCUUCCCGCUCCCUAUACCCUCUUCGCGCGCUUCUUCCCGUCGAUCUUGUACCGAUUCGAAGUCCAUAUGGUUGCUCAAGCGCUCCAGGCUACACUCUUAGAGCCCCUGCACUUCGAAUCGAAACAUCUUCCUAUCAUUCUCAAGUCUUUGACAUCCUCUGCUACUGGCGAGGAAGGCAACUAUCAACGGCUUGAGUUUCUUGGAGACGCCAUACUGAAGUUCAUCUCGACAGUCCACCUGAUGGCGGACAAUCUGACAUGGCCGGAGAGCUUUCUCACAGGAAAGAAGGGAAAGAUUGUCAGCAAUGGCUUCCUUGCUCGCGCGGCUCUAGCAGCCGGCCUCGAUAAAUUCGUCAUUACCAGACGCUUUACCGGGGCAAAGUGGGCGCCUCGAUAUGCAAGCGAUGUCCUCGCUCAGACACCGCCUUCCGAGAAAGUACUGAGGUCGUCAAAGCUCGUUGCCGACGUAAUCGAAUCCCUGAUCGGCGCAUCGUACAGUGUUGGUGGUUUCGACAAAGCAUUCACUUGCGUCCAAACGCUCCUACCCCUUGAGAACUGGACACCUAUAGCAGCAGCUAACGUUACUCUCUACAAUGCUGCCCCGGCAUACAUUGAAGUCAACAGUCUCGCUACGCUAGAAACACUCAUCGGCCACACAUUCAGCAAGAAAACACUCCUCCUGGAGGCCCUCACACAUGCUUCCUACAUCGGACUAAACACAGCCUGCUCCUACGAGCGCCUCGAGUUCCUCGGCGACGCAGUCCUCGACUACAUAAUCUCAAAGCGGCUCUUCGCCCACUCGCCCCCUCUCACGCACCAAAAGAUGCACGCCGUGCGCACCGCAAUGGUCAACGCCGCCUUCCUGGCAUUCAGAAUGUUCGAAACCACCGUCCCGGAAGAAACUAUCAAUCCCUCGACUUUCCAGCCUGAAACCCACCACAGAGCCCUCUGGCAAUUCCUCCGCUCGGCACACAACGGCCUCAACGCUAACCGCGACACAGCGCUGCAAGACCAUCACAAUGCCCGCGCACAAAUCAUCGCGGCGUUGCAGCACGAUGGGAAGUUUCCCUGGCAUUUGCUCGCGCAGACCGACGCACCCAAGUUCCUCUCCGACAUCGUCGAGAGCGUCAUCGGCGGUAUUUACAUCGACUCGCACGGCUCCGUCGAGGCGUGUGAGGUCUUCGUCCACCGCCUGGGUAUCCUCGAGUGCUUGCAGCGUAUCCUGGACGUGGAUGUGGAUUGUCUGCAUCCCAAAGAGCGGCUGGGACAUCUCGCUGUGGAGAAGGACGUGCAGUAUGUGCCGGUCAAGGAGAAGCGGGAUGGGCAGCAAGAUGGCGCGCCGGACAGGGUGUAUAGGUGUCAGGUUCGGGUCGGCGGGGAGGAUGUCGGCGGCGUGGUGGAGGGGCUGAAAAGAUUGAAUGCUGAGACUGUGGCUGCGUGGAGGGCGGUGCAGAUCAUGGAAGCUAGGGGGGAUGUUGGAGUCGAGAGCAGUGAUGGGGAGGAGGUGUUUUAUGAUGCUGAGGAGGGUGGCGGGGUUGGGAUCGAUGAG